Purpureocillium lilacinum is the source of this 3168-nucleotide messenger RNA. RefSeq lists its product as uncharacterized. The record is from RefSeq and is a predicted model, not a curated record. Gene Ontology annotation, biological process: intracellular calcium ion homeostasis; sodium ion transport; monoatomic ion transmembrane transport. Gene Ontology annotation, molecular function: ATP hydrolysis activity; P-type potassium transmembrane transporter activity; P-type sodium transporter activity. Gene Ontology annotation, cellular component: plasma membrane. Lineage: Eukaryota; Fungi; Ascomycota; Sordariomycetes; Hypocreales; Ophiocordycipitaceae.
AUGGAGGCAACAACAAGCACGCAGCCCACGAGCGUGGUGGAGGGCCACAUCUCGGGCCAGUCCAACAAGCCGCUUUCUCAGCCGGCUCAUAGCCUUUCCGGUGAUCAAGUGCUGCAGGAGCUGCAGUCUGAUUCCGCGCGGGGCCUCACGGCCGACGACGCCACCCGGCGGCUCGCCGAGCUGGGCAAGAACGAGCUGGAGAGGAAAAAGGGUGUCCAGCCAUGGGCCAUCUUCCUGGAGCAGAUAUUCAACGCCAUGACCCUUGUCCUGCUCUUGGCUCUCGCUGCCAGCUUCGGCAUCAAGGCCUGGAUCGAGGGUGGCAUCCUCGCCGGCAUCAUCCUCCUCAACAUCUUCAUCGGCUUCUUCCAGAGCCUGCACGCCGAGAAAACGAUCGACUCGCUCCGCACCCUCGGAUCCCCGACAUGCAAUGUGUAUCGCGAAGGCGACACCAUCAAGAUCCAGACCGCCGAAGUCGUUCCCGGCGACAUUGUCGACCUCAACACGGGCGACUCGGUGCCCGCCGACAUUCGACUCCUCGAGGCCGUCAACCUCGAGGCCGACGAGGCGCUCCUCACGGGCGAGUCGGCGCCUAUCGCCAAGAACCCAGCGCUGGUGUUCGACGACGACACCGGCCCCGGUGACCGCCUCAACGUCGUGUAUAGCUCCACGAUAAUCACCAAGGGCCGAGGCCGCGGCGUGGUGUUUGCGACAGGCAUGUUCACCGAGAUUGGCCUCAUUGCGAGUGCGCUGCACGGCGGCCGCGACGAAAAGGACAUUGUCGAAGAGAGCAAGACGCCGUUCACCUACGUCAAGCGCUUUUUCAGGGCCAUUGUCAAAUGGCUCGGAGAGUUCCUCGGCCUUACACACGGGACGCCUCUGCAGCGCAAGCUCGCCCAGCUGUUUCUCUGGCUCUUUGCCUUUGCCAUAAUUUGCGCCAUCGUCGUUUUGGGGGCCAACAAGUUCGACACGCGCCAGGAUGUCAUCCUCUAUGCCGUCACUACUGCCAUCGGCACGAUUCCCGUGUCGCUGCUGCUUGUCCUGACGGUGACCAUGGCCGCCGGGACGAAGAAGAUGGUCGAGAGAAAUGUCAUCAUGCGGAACCUGCAGAGCCUAGAGGCGCUGGGUGGUGUGACCAACAUCUGCUCCGACAAGACUGGCACCAUCACGCAAGGCCAAAUGGCUGUCAGAAAAGCCUGGUUGCCCGGCCAUGGAACGUAUUCUAUUGACACGGGCAACGAGGUGUAUAACCCGACCGUCGGCAGUGUGUCGCUUCAAGACAAGCAGCCCAAGGAUAUCGAUGCGGAAGAAAAGGGAAGCGGAACGAUGCAGUCCAUCUCUCCACUCGAUGAACCGGGUGCGAAAUCCGCGCUGCAAUGGUAUCUCAAUGUUGCCUCACUCGCCAACUUGGCCACGCUCGAGCGGGUCGACGAAACAGCAAACGAGUCUGAGAAGACGGGCGCCACGUGGAAGGCCCGGGGUGCUCCGACAGAAAUCGCGAUUGAGGUGUUUGCCGCUCGGUUUGGAUGGAACCGCAUGGAGCUCUCCGAGGGCCCUGAGGCGAAAUGGAGUCACAUUGCCGAGUUUCCGUUUGAUUCGGAUGUGAAGAAGAUGUCUGCCCUAUUUCAGGACGCGCAUUCGCAGGAGGCGCACAUCUUUACAAAGGGAGCUGUGGAGCGCGUAUUGGAUAGCUGCGACCGUAUUGCCCAAGGCGACAGCAUCGAUGUCUUGACGGAAAAUAUGAAGACGGACAUCGUCACCAACAUGGAGGCUCUGGCAAGCCAGGGACUGCGAGUCCUCGCCCUAGCUCAUAAACCAUGCGAUCGACCCAUCGCCGAGUCCGACUUUGCGCACGGCACCGCCCCCAGUCGAGACUCAUUCGAGAAGAACCUCAUCUUCCGCGGCCUCAUCGGCAUCUACGACCCGCCGCGGCCCGAGUCCCUGCCCAGCGUCCGCGCCUGCCAAGGGGCCGGCAUCAUCGUCCACAUGCUGACGGGCGACCACCCGCAAACGGCGCGCGCCAUCGCCGCCGAGGUCAACAUCCUCCCGCCGCCAGACAAGAUGCGCCUGCUGCCGGCCGACGUGGUCGCCUCGAUGAUGAUGACGGCGCACCAGUUCGACGCGCUGUCGGACGAGCAGAUCGACGCGCUGCCGCAGCUGCCCCUCGUCGUGGCGCGCUGUGCGCCGAGCACAAAAGUCCGGAUGAUCGAGGCGCUGCAUAGACGGGACAGGUACGUCGCCAUGACGGGCGAUGGCGUCAACGACAGCCCGAGUCUCAAGCGCGCGGAUAUAGGUAUCGCGAUGGGGACGGGCUCGGACGUGGCCAAGGAGUCGUCGGACAUUAUCCUAACCGACGACAACUUUGCGUCGAUUCUCAACGCGGUCGAGGAAGGGCGCCGCAUCUUUGAUAACAUCCAAAAGUUCAUCCUGCAUGUUCUCGCCGCGAAUAUUGGGUUCGUCGUGGCGCUGCUCACGGGGCUGGCCUUUAAAGACGAUUCGGGGGUGUCCGUCUUCUUACUGACGCCGGUGGAAAUCCUCUGGAUGCUCAUGGGCACGGGAGCGUUUUGCGAGACGGGCCUCGGGUUCGAAAAGGCGGUGCCCGACAUCCUCAACCGUCCACCCCACGAUCUCAAAUACGGCGUCUUCAGCCCCGAGUUCCUGCUCGACAUGGUCGCCUACGGCAUCCUCAUGGCGUGCUGCACCAUCGGGUCCUUCACCGUCGUGAUAUUCGGCUUCGACGACGGCAACCUCGGCGCCAACUGCAACAACGAGUACUCGGCGGCGUGCAACGACGUGUUCCGCGCACGCGCCACCUGCUACACGACCAUGACGUGGAUCUUCCUGCUCUUCGCGUGGGAGCUCAUCGACGCGCGGCGCUCGCUGUUCUACAUGCCGCGCGGGUUCCGCGCCUGGGGCAUGCACCUCUGGGGCAACCGCUUCCUCUUCUUCUCCGUCACCGUCGUCUUCUUCGUCGUGUUCGGGACGCUGUACAUUCCCGUCAUUGACCAUGUUGUGUUUAUGCACACGGGCAUUAGCUGGGAGUGGGCGGUGGUGUUUGUUGCGGUGGUGGUGUUUAUGCUGGGCGCGGAGACGUGGAAGUGGGCGAAGAGGGUGUAUGUGAGGAGGAGGAGUCGCGGGGCGGAUGGUGUGCAUUGGACGGGCGUUGCGUGA